AAAUUCCAACCUCCUCGGAUUCUUUAGCAUUUCCAGUCCAGCUUCUUCCCAAGUAUUGACGAACCCGACCUACAGAGCUUAACAAAGUUACAAUACACUACAACUACAGCUUACCUAGCCAGUAACGACAUCUUAGAGAUUUUAUUUUCUCUAAACGUCCCGUCUUGACGAAUGAAGCUAUUACUCUAGCUUGAAUUGAUGAAUUUCCUUUUGUCAUGACGGGAAAAUAUAUACUCGGAUCGAGACGGCCUUGAAACAGAGACCGCCUUUAAGUUGACUUACAGGCAAAGUUCUAUAUUCAAUCACAUUGUAACUUUGGGACGUAAUAAAUAAUCCAGCAUAACUUCCACCAAGCUAUUUAACAUAGAGCUGCAAUAAUUCUUUAUCUUUCUACUCCCGAAUCGCCCGUCGUACUUUUACCAGCCAUGUCGAAUCCGGCUCUUAAUUUCGUCACUUUCAACCAAGAUCACAGCUGCCUAGCUGUCGGAACCUCCAAGGGAUUUCGUAUCUACCAUACCGAGCCGUUCUCCAAGAUCUUCAGUAGCGAUGAUGGCAAUAUUACUAUUGUUGAGAUGCUUUUCUCAACAUCGCUCGUCGCUUUCGUACUCUCACCUCGCCACCUCAUAGUGCAGAAUACAAAGCGCGCAUCGGUUAUAUGCGAACUUACCUUCCCAUCCGCUAUCCUCGCCGUCCGUCUAAACCGCAAGCGAUUAGCCGUCGUACUCGAGGAUGAAAUCUACCUCUAUGACAUAACUACCAUGUCGCUCCUCACUAAUAUCGCGACCUCCCCGAACCCCGCCGCUGUCUGCGCAUUGUCGCCUUCCCACGAGCAUUCCUACCUCGCUUAUCCUUUACCGAAACCUCGAGAAGAUACCCAGGAUAAACGACCUUCGCAUGCGCCACCAGCUUCUCUCUAUGCUCCCGUAACAUCCGGAGAUGUCCUUAUAUAUGAUACGUUGACUAUGCGGGCUGUUAACGUGGUCGAGGCCCAUCGCUCUCCCUUAUCCUGUAUUGCGCUCAACAGCGAAGGGACUCUGCUAGCAACAGCUAGCGAGACAGGGACGAUUAUCAGAGUAUUCUCGGUGCCUCGUGGAGAGAAACUAUUCCAAUUUAGGCGUGGAACAUAUCCUAGCACGAUCUAUAGCAUGUCCUUCAACAUGGCGAGCUCGCUUCUCUGUGUCUCUUCUACUUCAGAUACCGUACACAUAUUCCGACUCCAGCAGCCUGGGCCUAACGGUAGCAAUGCUGAGGCACAGAGCCCUACAUCUCCUCGGAAGGAUCGUUGGUCUCGUAGCCGUAGCUACGAUAGUGGUAACGAUUCGUCUAAUAGCGCGCAGGGCUCUCCGCGCAGCGAAGCAGCUGAUGCUCCUAAGACAUCGACGGCGAACAAUCCAGUUGCGAAUAGGAGACAGAGCGGGUCAUUCAGUAGCAUACUACGUCGGUCGUCGCAGAUUAUGGGCCGUAGCGUAGCGGGUGUUGUAGGAAAUUAUCUGCCGCAGACUGUGACGGAGAUGUGGGAGCCGCUGCGCGAUUUUGCAUACAUCAAGAUACCAAAGAGCACUCGCGUCGGCGUAGCGAGCAACCAACAGUUGCGCAGCGUCGUGGCGAUGAGCAGUAGCAGCCCACAAGUGAUGGUUGUUACCAACGACGGCGGCUUCUACGUAUUCAACAUCGACAUGGAUCAAGGUGGAGAGGGGUACCUCGUAAAGCAGUUCUCUGUCCUCGAUAGCGACGAUAAGCUCGAUGCCUCGAAUUAUGGACCUUAGGGCAGUCAUGCUGGCCCGAGUAAUUCCAAGAAUCCCGGCCAGAGACGCAGAUUAUUACUAGAGACGAAGGAGGUGAAAGGUGACGAUGGUAAUGAGGGACCCGAGGACGAGAGUUGGCUGCACGUCAGCAAAGGAAAGGAUGGGCAUUCGGACGGCGUUUAAUGGCUAGGUUAGGUAGUUCUGGGGAGGGAGGGAGGAGCAUGGGGGGUUUUUUAUUUUUAUUUUUUUUAUUUUUCCCCUUGCCCUUUUCUUCUUAAUUCUACGACUCGUCUCUUACACCUCGAAGUGCCUACCACAUCCGAGGAGAAGCUCAUACCCCAGAGGAAGGAGGAUUUGUAAUUUUUUUUUUUUGUCUGGAGGAGAGAGAGCGUCGUGUUUUACGUCUUUGCAUUAAGCGUUUGGCGUCCAUGCGGCCUGGGAUUUUUAUUAGUUACGAGUUUACCGAGUAUCAAUCUUCAUCUAUUACAAUCCCGAAUCAAUAGUUUACUAUUUUUAAUAUUUUGUUUUUCUUCAACGACAAAGAGGGACGAAAGGAGAC
Molecule: messenger RNA, 2304 nt
Organism: Daldinia caldariorum
Lineage: Eukaryota; Fungi; Ascomycota; Sordariomycetes; Xylariales; Hypoxylaceae
Product: WD40 repeat-like protein
Exons: 3
Coding region: 426-1766 (446 amino acids)
Biological process (GO): nucleophagy; autophagy of mitochondrion; protein lipidation
Cellular component (GO): extrinsic component of membrane; cytosol; phagophore assembly site membrane
Molecular function (GO): phosphatidylinositol-3-phosphate binding; protein binding; phosphatidylinositol-3,5-bisphosphate binding
Source: RefSeq, a predicted model, not a curated record